This is a messenger RNA of Astrephomene gubernaculifera, 7216 nucleotides long. The record is from the annotation of a GenBank genome assembly. NCBI's taxonomy places the organism in Eukaryota, Viridiplantae, Chlorophyta, Chlorophyceae, Chlamydomonadales, Astrephomenaceae.
CUCCAAAUACCAGUUUGUGAUUGUGAUGGUUAACAACCACCAUCCCAAUCUCCUUCGGAAAACGAACGAAACGGUCACGAAAGGAGGUAACGUUUAAAUAACGUAACUACACAAAAUGACAUUUCGUGAACCCUUUCUCUAGGCUAGGCUUGGGCCGCAUCGUCAACGCAUACAGACGUGCAAGCUUGCAGAAUAGCUUCAUCUCCCUUCACUUCGUAAACAGAUAUCAUAGUUAUAAUAUGGCUUGUUGCAUUUGGCUAGCAAAUACAGGAUAAACUCGUUCGGCUUUUGACUUGCUGACCGAGUCCGCAGAAGUUGUCCCGUCACCGUUCUGGCAGCUACAAUAACGUCCUACGGUGGUCAUCCAUGGGGUGGUUCUGGGCCAGAUGGCGACCUGGCGUGUGGCGGCCCCCAUGGCGCGCAUUACGCGCAUACGGGAUACCACGCUCACCAAGCGCAGCAUCCCCACCAACCUGAUGCCUCCGAGAUACAGCAAGAAGAAUGGCAGAUGUAUCCUCCUCCACAUCAUGAGGAGCACCUACACGUCCAAGCUCACCAUGUGGCGCAUCAUCACUUGUCCCAACCCUUUCCACCGUCUCAACACCAACACCAGCAGCUGCACCUUCAGGCCCAACAGCACCACCACUUCAUCAGCCAGCAACACUCGCUGCCCCUCCCCAGUCAUCCCCAACAUCCACAGCCACACCAUCAUCGACAUAGCUUUCCCUCCGCCCAGGACCUUAUGGCCACCAGCGCACAUCCUCACCAAAUAUCCCAGCCCGUUGCUAUAACACCGCAAGGACAUUAUCCACAACACCUCCAACAUGUCCAUCCUCAUUACCACCAGCAUCAUCAUCCACAUUUCACCGCGCUGCCAAUGCCCGCGGACGCCUCGCCUACCCACCCAACCGCUAGCUCAAUGGGAAUGGCAGCCAUGGUACUUAACGGGGUGCCAGCUGGCUCUGCGUCAGCGGGUGGUGCUCCUUUGCCUCACUCGAAUCCCGCAGCCAUGUACCUUACCACGCAAGCAGGAGCGCCAGCAGCGGCUUCGGUAUCCGGCGGGGGCGCGAUGCCAGAUGGGCCCGGCUUCCAACAUCUGCAGCACUCACAGCACAUGCACCCGCAACAUCUCCACCACCACCACCAUCAGCACCCCCACCCCCACCACCACCAUCAGCAACAACCACACUCGCAGCAGCAACAGCAGCAUUUAAUGCACGUCUCUUCAGCAAGCCAUUUGAGUCACCCACAUCACCAGCAGCAACCGCAGCAGCAGCAGCAACUGUCUCAGCUCCAGGUGCCGGCCUCGGCACCGUCCGGUGGUGGGUCCGCCACAGCCGCCGUGGCCGCUGCCGCUGCUGCCGCCGCAGCGGCCGCGGCAGCAGCCUCCACUGACGUGUACCUGAACACCAGUCCGCAAAACGUCCUGCAAGACAUGACUCCCGCUGCUGUAGCUGCUGCUACUGCUACCAUGCAACAACAGCAGCAGUCGCAACAGCAGCAGCAGCACCCCCACGGCCAGCACCCCCAUGCUCAGCAGUACCAGCACCCUCACUCUCACCCUCACCACCUUCAUCAACAACAGCCCCAGCAGCAGCAGCAUGCAACCGUGACAACCCCCAUGAGCGCGCAUGCCCACGUGCGUGCGCAAUCGCAGGGGGGAGGCGGCCAUCUCGGGGGCCUGGAGGGGCCUGGCGCCUCAGGACAACACAUGCAGCUGCAUGCUGCCGCGACACAGCCCUACCCGCUGGGUAUUGCCACACCGCCACACCCGCAACAACCCCAGCCGCAACAACCCCCCCAGCAGCACCUGCAGCAGCCUCCGCAGUCUCACUACCAGCCAAACGCCGCGCAAGCACAGCCGGAGCCUCAGGCUGCAGGCCAAACCCCGGCCAACGACUCCUCCCAACAACAGCGGCCCCACCAGCCCCAACAGCAGCAACCCCAACAGCCGCAGCAGCAGGCAACCCAGCUGCCGCAACAACAGCAGCACCAACCAGGCCAGCAGGCGCAGGUCCCGCCACCGCCUAUGCCGCAGCGGCAGCACCAACCGCACCCGCAGCAGGGACCCACGGGUCAUCAACUGCAAACACAGCAGAUGCAGGCUGCGGUGGCUGCUGCGGCGGCCGCAGCGGCGGCGGCGCUGCUGGAGGGCAGCGGCAGCGCAGCGGUGCCGCAGCCGCAUCAAACGCCAGCGCGCGAGGUGCGGUCCGCACGCGGCCCCGUCCGCACCUCCAGUGCCGUCAGCGCCACAGCGGGUACUGCCGGUGGCGGUGGAGGCGGCGGCGCUAGGGGCGGCGGCGGCCAUACGGCGGCGGCGGCAGGCGCGUGGAUGGAUGCGGCGAUGUUGGUCGCGGGAUCGGAGGGGCAGACCGGGCAGUCCCGGCAGAGCAAGCGCAUCCGCCACAACCCCUGGAGCCCCGAGGAGGAGCUGCGCCUGGUGCUGCUGUACAUUGACGCGGAGAAGAGGAGCCAGGGCAACAAGGCACGUGGCCGCAGAGAGGCCAUGUGGUUGGAAAUAACGGCGAGGCUGGCAGCACUGGGCUACGAGCGACAGAGGAACUCAGUCAUCCAGCGCAUGUCCAGCCUGCAGGGCAGCUUUCGGAGCCUUGCGGGCUACCUAGCCACGCUGGAGGGAGGCGCGGCACGGUUCUGGGCGGCACCGGAGAAGCAGCGGAGGGAGGUGUUCCAUGCGCUCAAAACGCAGUGUGUGUUGGACCACCGGGUUUGGAAGGCGCUGGCCCUGAUCCUGAAGGACGAGGGGGGAACAGCACAUGGGGAGGGGGCGGCUGGGGUGGAGGCCGGAGCGGGCAACUUGGCGGACGGCGCCACCACAGCCCCAGGCGGCGCCAACGACGGCGGUACUGCCCGCGACCCCAACACCGCGCCCGCCUUUGUGUCUCAGCAACAGCAGCAGCAGGCAGCAAUCAGCCUACUUCAGGGCCUAGCUGCUGCCCAACUCAUGGCAGCUGCAGGCGGCAGCGGCACAGUCACAAACAUUAACAACAACAUAUCCGGCACCGCUGCCGCAGCUGGUGGAGCAGCCAGUGCUGGCGACGGCGCCCGCCGUAGCAGCAGCAGCAGUGGUGGCGGCAUGCUUGCGGUCACCCCAACCGCUGCGAACGACACAAACCACAAUGGUAAUGGCAACAACAGCGGCAGCGGCAUUGCUGAGGGCGAGGGUGUGGGCGAUGGCGGUGGAAGCACGAGCGGCGGCGGCGGCGGCGAUGCAGCCACCCCCAGUGGAGGAGAUGGAGGUGGGGAUGUCGUAAGGGACCCGCAGCAUCCCCAACCUGCGUCCCCGCAACCGCAACCCCAGGGCAACACUGCAGGUAUUGCUCCUCCCGCCGCCGCCGCUGCUGGUGGUGAUUUUGAUGCUGCUGCUGUUACUGGUGCCGAUGCCGUUAUGCCGGAAGCGGCAACAGCAACAGCGGCGGGGGCCAAAGCAGCAGCAGCGGCGGGGAAAGAUGCGGAAGGAGUGGGACUGGCGGAGGAGCCGGAGCAGGACGGGCGGGAUGAUGACCACUACCCAUCACCCAUGGGUGGUGCAGGAGAGGACCAGCCUGACGUUUUGGACGCUUCAGCUGGCGGUACCGGAAUUUCAGAACGGCAGGAGCGUGAGCCAUUACGGGGGCAUCAACAGCAACAGCGUCAACAGGAGCCCGGGGGACAACAGCAGCAGCAGCAGCAGGAGCGGUCCCCUUACCCGACGCCACCGCAAGCAAUGCGGGCACAGCAGCAGCAACAGCAGCAGCAGCCCCUGCAACUGUUGCUGCUGCAGCAGCAGCAAUCGUUACGAGCCCCCCCGUCCAGGGUACCCCAGCAGCAGCAACCGCAACACUUGCAGCAGCCCCAUGCUACCUCUGCACUGCUCCUUGCACAGCAGCAGCUGCUGCUAUCGCAGCCCCCUCCUGCUGUUGCUCCUGGGCCCCAACAGCAUCAGCAGCAGCAACAGCAGCAGCAGGUGUUGUCGGCGUUGCAUCAAGCGCAGCAAACGGUGCAGGCGCAGAUCAAGGCGGCGCUCGUGGGCGCUGGGGGGCGACCGCUGCUGCCGGUGCUGCCCUCCGCACCCGUCCGCCCCUCCCACCCCCUGCUCCCCUCCGGGCCUCUUCCCUCCUCACUGGCGCCUGGCAGUACGGCAGCCCUGACCGCGGGCGGCUUAAAGGGCAUCCUACCUGGCAGCAGCCCCCACACCGCAGCUCCUAUCGCCGGCAUGGGCAGUACUGCCAGCGGCACCGCAGCAGCGGCAGCAGCAGCGACUCCGGCAGGUGCCGGCGGUGGCUUGGUCAGCAGCGGUAACCACGCCACGACGCUCUCAGCUAGCCUGCCUGGCCCGCCAACAGCGCUUGCCACCGUCUCGACGGCAGGGCCGUUGGUGGUGUCGAAACGCGAUCCUGCUGCACUGGCGCUCGUGGACGCUGUCGCUGAAAUCGCUCCCGUGGCCGACCCACGGGUCGCCUCGGCGGGCAGCGGCGGUGCUCCAGCAGCAGGACUUCAGCAUCAUUGUGGUGAUAUUGAUGAAAACAGCUGCCAGCUGCCCAGUCCACGUUUGCUGGCAUCCCUCAGUCGUAAUGUCGUACAGAAGCUAACGGAAGUUGACCAACUGCUCAGUCGUACAAGCUCCACAGAUACGGAACGGUCGCGGGGCUACCUGGCGCUUGUUGUCGAUUGCCUUCAACUGCUGCCCCUGAUACGCCAACAACAGCAGUGUUUGCAAGCUGCGACGCAGGCAUCGCAGCCCCCGCACUGCCCACUAGGGCGAGAGCCACCACCUCAUGAGCCCAUGCCGGGACACCUGUAUCCGAAGCGGCUGUACCCCAGCACACCUGUGUCCCAGCUGCAGGCCCUGCCCUCCUCGCAACCGCAACCACAACCACAACCACAACCGCCACUGGGCUUGGGGUCGCUUCCGAACCAGGUUAGCCUCUCGGGACAUGGCGGACAUGGGCAGUACGUGGGCCCUGCACCUCAGCAGCAGCAGCUGCUGCAGCUGCCCAGUCGCCGCCUCUCACGGCUGGGCCUGCCCUCGUCGUUAGGAGGUGGAGGAGCACCCGCACCCGUCGUUGCGGAUGCCGAGCCGGAGGGGGAGCAGCAGCAGCUGCCUAGACGGCCCUCGGGCGAGCCCAGCCUGCUGGUACAGGGGUCCCUGGAUAGGGGGCCUGGUGAAGAGGUGCUGCCACCCUCGCUAACGCUUCGACCCUGGACUCAGGUGCAGACUCCGGUACCGAUGUCGAGCCAGGCGCAGACGCAGGGAGAGCAGCGUGGGGAGGUGUACGGCAGUCUCCAAACGCCGGCAGCGCUCGAGGAGGAGCAACAAGAGGAGGAGCAGGAGCGAAUGCAGCUGCAGCGGUCUGGGAGCCAGCAGGAUCAGGCAGGAAGCCAGGUGCCGCCGCAGCAGCAACAGCAGCAGUUACCGCCGCCGGCUGCUUCCUCAUCGCCGCUUCAGCAACAGCAGCAGGACCCGCGGAAGGAGGAGCAGGAGCAAGAGCGGCGGCAGCAGCAACUGCAGCAGCGGCGCGCGGAUGCGUUGGUGCAGGCGCUGGUGCGGGGGCCGACAUGCGCUUACACGGAACCAGAGGGACAGCAGGAGCAACCGCAACAACAGCAAGAGCCGCCGCAACCACAGCAAGACCUGCAGCAACCUUCGUUGUCCGUCGCAGGUUUGUUUGCGUCGCAGCAGCAACCCUCUGCUUUGUCACCGCCGGCGCAACAACAUACAUGAUCAGCAGGCGCAAGAGCAGCCGCUGUGAUGCCAGCAUGACCAACAGCAUGCAGAAACAAUAGCAACAUCUGUGGCUGUAAAAACACAGCAACAGCGGCGGCAACUACCCUUUUGCGGAGCUUUCUCGCCAGAAGAGUGCGUCAAGGGGCAGCAAGUGGUGUGAGGGGCGCACCGCGGAACGCCAGGGACGAUAUGUUUGUGUGUUCCCAAUCAAUAGCCUUGCAGCAGGGCCGCCUGCCCGGUCACAUGGAUGCUAGCGCGUUUCCUGUUGCCUUGUUCACCUUUACAUAUUAUCCGUGAGCAGUAUAGUUCAUGUACGUUUGACUGGCUUAAGAAAAGGAUUCGAAGAGGGACAUUGGGAAGAAUUACUAUUAAAGUGCGUUCCGCAUCUUGACGUUGUAGAUAACCCUGUGUACGACCUUCGCCCUCCUGUGUACGACAUGCAAGGAACUCUGACGUGACCGCGAUGUUGCUCAAGUAACCCAAGUUGGGCUGCGAAAGGGCGGAUCCUGGUGCAUUGCUAACUGCUGCAGAGCAAUAUGGGUGUUUGAAACGAAAUGUUGAAUGGGGCCGGAUACGCUGGGGGCUUGUGACCAACGCCUUUGCGAAAGCGCGCAUGGGGUAGUUCAACGGGCGCCCAGUACUGUCCGUUGGAACAUCUUUGUAUAUUUUGGGGGGCUGUUGCAGUAGUGGGUUGCAUGCGAUCAGCAAUCGUAAUCCUGGGGUUUAGGUCUGUGGCGGAAGUACGGGGGGUAUUGGGCUUACGAGUAAUGAGCGUGCGACGGUAUGCGCUUGGCCCUUACACGUGCGAGCAAUUUAGCCGUGGUUUACUAUUCAUGCUCCUACACGGCGAGAAGCCGUUCAUGGUAUUGCGUAGCCGGUUGGGGUUGGUAAUGUUUUGGGGAUGGGUUUUAUAAGCCAGGGGUGGCCCCCUCCCUGAGCGUGUCCGAGGGACCUGUUCCAGAUGCCGUAUUCAUGUCGUACCUCGAAAUACGACAUCGGGGCUAUAAGUGUCGUGCACGCUUUGAUGCUUGGGCGUAACCUUACAGGGCUUGGGUGCUAUUUCUGGAAGGAGUGGUUGGGGGCCGGUAUAGUACAUAUUAAAUGAAUUGCUGUUCUUCCGUGGCCUCAUGCGGUGUGCGGCGUGAUUCAGGCUUAUGGCUGCUUUUUGCCAUGUUAGGCGUCGUUUUCUUUCAGGGGAUGCGUGAAUGGCGGUGCAUCAUGGUUGGACUCGGGCGAUGCAAUACAUCGCCAAAUACUGCAUACUGCAACUCAGUUGGUUGCUUUGUACAGCGUUGUGGCCCGCGACCCCUUUGCCCUUGGUUGUGUUGGCGGCACAGUCAGUGCCAUGAGGUGUUGGGUUGCUGAGGGUUGCUACGGGCUUACCUUGUGAUACUGGUGUGGUGUGCUACGCAUUGCAUGUCACUUUCGUUGUGGUUCAGCCAGGGCUGAUUUGCUUGAGGUCGGGAGCGUGCAAGGCGUGUAACACACGGC